Molecule: messenger RNA, 2950 nt
Organism: Ectocarpus sp. CCAP 1310/34
Lineage: Eukaryota; Phaeophyceae; Ectocarpales; Ectocarpaceae
Source: the annotation of a GenBank genome assembly
AUGUCUUCUUGUUUAUCUCACAGGUUCGUCUUCGGUGUGAAAGGGAGCCGCUCCAACGAGGUUGCGUUUUCUGACCAAGUCACGAUCGUGUACGUGGCCGGACAUAACAUUGUCAUCUACAACAUCCUAGAGGGAAAGCAGCGCUUCAUCCAUGGAUCAGACGUAUCAAAAUCCAUAACAGCCAUGACGCUGUGUCCUUCUGCGCGAUUCGUCGCGUUGGCUGAAGACGGCGACAAGCCGACGGUCUCACUUCACGACCUCCGGACGCUCCGGAUACGGAAGACACUACAAGUUGAGGAGGGCGGAAGUCAAUGCGUAAGCCUGGCUUUUAGUCACGAUAGUAAUGUACUGCUUACUCAAGGUGGGGCUCCUGAGUGGAACCUUGUCCUAUGGAACUGGGCGAAGGCGCGCCAACUUGCCAAAAUUCGGACAUCUGAGACCCUCCCUGUCUACCAGGUCAGCUUCAGCCCUGUGGAUACUUCACUGGCUUGCGUUUGUGGAAACUCAACUUUCCAGUUUUACCGUGUGGCCGAAGGUGAUCUGCGGCCAAUGACAGCACCACGGGUCAAGGAGCACAACUUCUUGUGCCACACGUGGCUAAAGCAACCCGAGGAUCACCUUGUUCUGGGGACAGAAACCGGCCAAUUGUUGCUUUUCAGAUCUGGCGAUUUUGUGUGCUACCUGGUUGGUGCACCCGGCGGCCAAACGAAGAUCGCGACACUCCUCUCGUACUCACAGGGCUUCAUUGCGGGAUGCUCCGACGGAGGGCUGCGCUUAUAUGUGAUGGAUCAUACGGAGAAUCCUAGUCCCGCGAAAAUGUUUGACUGCAAGCAAAUAUGGCGGGUGGACACAACGGCUGACGUGGUAAGCCUCGCCUUGUGCCCGAAUGAGGACCGACUGUGUGCGGUGACCUCUGACAACCAGUUGUUCGAGGUGAAGAUAAUCACUCAACAUAUUAAAGACAGCGACAUGAAGCCGGUCAUAUCCCUGUUCCACGGGCCUGGUCUCAACACUGGCGGGAUCACGGGUAUGGACACCUGUGUUCGUAAGCCUCUGGUGGCUACCUGCGGCAUGGACCGAACCAUACGCGUGUGGAAUGUCGUGGAACAACGGCUGGAUCUUUGGAAGGUGUUCCAGGAGGAGCCGUACAGUCUUGCGAUGCAUCCGUCAGGGCUGCAUCUUGUAGUGGGGUUCACGGACAAACUCCGCCUUAUGAAUCUUUUGAUGGAUGACAUUCGGACUUAUCAUGAGUUUUCUAUCAAACAAUGCCGAGAGGUCAAGUUCAGCAAAGGUGGAAGCAUGUUCGCAGCGGUCAACGGAAACGUUGUAACUAUUUUUGACUUCAACACGUACGACAAGCUCGCGGACCUUCGUGGACACAACAGCAAGGUUCGGCAUCUCUACUGGGGGGGGCAAGAUCAAACUCUUGUGAGUUGUGGACAGGAUGGAGCAGUGUACCAGUGGGAUGUCGACGAAGCCAAGCGAUUGGGAGAAUUCGUACAGAAAGGGACAACCUACAGCUGUGCCCUCAGGUCAGUCCGGGGUUGUUCCCUCAGUUUCAGUUUUGUGCCACGAACAACCGCUGAACCCGAACUAGCAAGCAUGCUAAUCGUAUCGGCUGACCUACGCCAACUCUACCCCGUGCCACCGCCCAGCACGAAAGAAUCAGUGUUUACCGUGGGCAAUGACCGAGUGCUGAAAGAGCUUGAGGUCCCUGAUCUACAAGUUAUCAAGGAGCUCAAUGCUGGCGUUACGCUCGGGCAAAUUGUACUCUCCAACUCGGAGCACAUGAUGUUUGCCGGAACUUCGGAGAGCGGGAGGCCAGGUUGUGUGCGAGCAUACAGCUUCCCACUUACCGGAGACUACCUUGAGUAUGCUUGCGUUGGCACACCAGUUACACGUCUGUGCAUCACACACGAUGACCAGUUUCUAUUAGCGGCGGAUGAAGCGAGCUGCCUUUUUGUGUUUGAUGUCCGAGAUCGCCAAGAUCGAGGACAGGCGGGGUCGAAGAUGGGGGGCGGGGAGCUGCAGCCACUUGCCGCGUCUGAGGUUACGGUUCAAACAGAGCUCAAGAACAAGGUCGACGAGCUUGCUCUGCACAAUGAGUAUCAGCUCCGGCUGAAGGAUAUGAACUACUCUGAGAAGAUCAAGGAGAUCACCGAGAAAUUCACGCAAGAUCUGGAACAGAGCAAGAACAAGUUUGAUCUCCUCAGGGAAGAAAAAAGUGACUUGGAGAUGGAAUAUGAGGCACGCCUUAGAGAAAUGGACGAGAAACAUCAACACGAACUGCAAGAGCUGGAAAACGCAUACCAGCAAAAGAUUAUGGGCGAGGUCGAGCGGUACCAGGCGCUUGUCCAGGAGAGAAACAUGCAGCAAGACCGGUGGAACGAACAACAGCAACUCCUCGUCACGACACACGAAAGAUACGUUGCUGAACUGACCGAGGAGUUCGAGCAAAAACUUGGCGAAGACCGACAGCUGCGCCUUCAGUUGCACGAGGAGAAAACGGAACUCGACAGAGAGUUUACUGAAACAAAGCACCAGGUGGAGGACGACAUUGACACGGAAAUCGACAACUUGCGGAAUCGGUUUGAGAAUCAGCUCACUGCCGAACGCGAGGCCACUCUACGCUACAAAGGGGAGAACGGUAUCAUGAAGAAAAAAUUCACGGUUUUGACCAAGGACAUCGAAGAUCAGAAGGAGGAGAUAAGGACAUUGCACGAGAAAGAAAAAGAACUCCAACAGAAGAUCAAAGGACUGGAGCGAGAAAUCGUAGCCCAUAAACGAGAGAUAAAGUAUAGAGACGACACCAUUGGAGAAAAGGAGAAAAAGAUAUAUGAGCUCAAGAAAAAAAACCAGGAGGCAACUGGAAAAAUUCAAAUUUGUGCUCGACUUCAAAAUCAAAGAGCUGAAGCGCCAGAUUGAGCCUCGCGAGACAGAGAUCGGUAGC